This is a messenger RNA of Vicia villosa (hairy vetch), 674 nucleotides long. RefSeq lists its product as uncharacterized. Lineage: Eukaryota; Viridiplantae; Streptophyta; Magnoliopsida; Fabales; Fabaceae. The coding region runs from base 58 to 417 and encodes 119 amino acids. The transcript has 2 exons. The record is from RefSeq and is a predicted model, not a curated record.
CUAUAAAUAGUUACUGAAUUCAUACUUGACUACAAUUAAACUUUUAGAAGACCAAGGAUGAAAUUCAAGCCUUUUAUCUUCAUGUUCUUUCUAUGUGCAAUAUUUCUCAUUUCUGUUAUGGCAAUAAGGCCAUUCAAAUCUGAAGAAUCCAAAACAAACGUUUGGAUAGAUAGGAACAAAGGCUUGGGAAGAGCGCAUAGUGAUGAUAUAGAUUGGGUUGGUUCAGGAACAUGGGGAGGUUGGGGAGGACCCAAAGAAGAAGGUGGAGAAAGAGAAAACAACGGUUCUGGUUGGGAAGGAGCAGAAAAUGAAGGACCUGGAUGGGGAGGAGGAGAAGAAAACGAAGGAUCCAGUUGGGGAGGAGGAAAUGAAGGACCUGAAGAAGAUGGCGGAGGCUUUGAAAAUGGAGACCGUUAAGAGUAUCCAUGAAAACUAGACAUAUGUAUGCAUUUGUGUUCUACUCUCUUUGUUCUUUAUUGUAAGAAAAAGUUUAAUUUUGAAUACAUUGAUGUUGAAUGUUUUUAAAAACAAACUUUUUCAUAUAAUAAGAAACAGAGAAUUUAUAUUCUAAGAAGUAUGAUAAAAUCAUGGACUAUAUAUUACUUCAGAACGUAGUAUUAUCACAUUUAAAUGGAUAAAAAACAUCAUUGUUUAUGUUAUAUAACUCUAGCAUU